Messenger RNA from Candidula unifasciata, 1281 nucleotides. Lineage: Eukaryota; Metazoa; Mollusca; Gastropoda; Stylommatophora; Geomitridae. The record is from the annotation of a GenBank genome assembly.
AUGCAGCCGACAAGUCCUAGGCUCUCUCAACACACAGUUGACAGCGGCAAGUUAACAGUUGACAGCGGCAAGUUAACAGGUGAAAACGGCAAGGCUACCCCCAUCGACGCUGAAGAAGAAGUUGGUGCCGUUCUUGAGAAUGCCCAGCAAGUGGCCACAGUUGAAGACGUUCAGGAGAAUCAAUCCGAAAGUGAAGCGUCAAUCGCCACGACCGAACAACCUACAGAAAUACCAGUGGAACCAUGGCGAUUGUGUCGGCCACCGAAUGAAGGUGAGAGAGAUCGCUUGAUGAAAUACGCUAGAGUGUUCCAAAAAGUGAUCAGUUAUUCGUUUUCUCACGUGGGACUGACCGUCCUUGUUAUCGGAUACACGAUCAUGGGCGGAUUCCUGUUCAAAUUUUUGGAAGGGAAGACUGAAAUUGUGGAAAGGACAACAAUCUCAAAGAAAAGGAACGCCACUAUCUGGCUGAUGACGGCGGAUCUCAACGUCUUGGAGCAAGCCAAUUGGAGCAGGGCUGUGGAGCGGAUCAUGAAAGAUUUUCAGGACGAUGUGGUGAUUGCCAUCAAAGAAAGAGGUUGGGAUGGCAGAGACGAAUUUAACAAGGACAUCAGCUGGUCGUUCUUCGGCUCCGUACUCUAUAGCGUCACAGUGCUGACGACAAUUGGUUACGGCCACAUAGCUCCCAAGACGCAAUGGGGACGGAUGACAACCAUGCUUUACGCCUUACUUGGCAUACCGCUGACACUUUUGUGCUUGAGUACAAUCGGUGAAUCAUGGGCCAAAUGCUUUCGGUUCUUGUACAAGUACGUCUCUUUGGUUCUGGCAAAAGUGAGUAGAUGCAGAGGCCCACCAAUUGAACUGCGAAGGAAAACCAUCUUCAAGGAAGCUUUGCACACCAAAGGCGUGACAGUUCCACUGUGGGUUAGCCUUUUGAUAAUUGGCGGAUAUAUUGGUGGGGGUGCGGUAUUGUUUUCAACAUGGCAACAAGAUUGGGACUAUCUUGUGGCUGCAUAUUUCUGCUUUAUCACCCUCAGCACCAUUGGAUUUGGGGACUUCGUUUUUGGUUUUGGCUCAGACAACAACAGCAACGUAAAACUAAUAGCCAGCUCAAUGUAUCUGUUUAUGGGGCUGGCGAUUAUUGCCAUGUGCUUCAAUCUGAUGCAAGAAGAGGUCAGAGAGAGAUUCAAGCGGAUAGGAUUACGACUGGGACUAAUUAAACCCGUUGCGAGCAAGUCACGACGAAUGACAACAACCCUAGCACCGGUCAACGUUAGUAUGUGA